UAUGACAUGAGUUACAUCGAUAAAAAAUAUAAUAUUAAUUCAAAACAUGAAAAUGAAUCUUGGUUAAAAUCCCCAAAAAGUUUUCUUAAUAAUUUAAUUAGAACACCAAUUAAUUGGGAAUCAUUUGGACCUGAUGAUAAUAAAUUGCAUCGUGCUACUUUGACCUUAGAAAUUGAUGGUUCAAUCAUUAUUGGUCGUGGUGAUGCAAAAACUAAAAAAGACGCGGAAAAAAUUUCUUACUUGGAUGCUUGUUAUCAGAUUGAAUCAAAGGGGUUAAUUAGCAAUGUUCAAAAAUAUUCUUCUACUAUUAAAAAACAAUCAUCAUCUCAAUUACAAUCUGGAAAGGAGGUUGACCCAAAGAAAUAUGUUAUAGAGUAUUGUGCAAUAUUUGAUCAUGUGCCAAUUUAUAACUUAAACAGUAUCGGCCCCGAUCACGAUUUAUGGUGGGAAGCUGUAGUAGAAUUACCAAAAGAUAUAGUUGGCCGUGGUCGUGCUAAAACAAAAAAAGAAGCCGAAUUAUUGGCCGCCGAAGAUUUUAAGAAAAAAGCUGAAGAAUAUCAAGCAUUACACGGCAAAAUACCAUCACUUUCUGAAAAAAAUAAUAUGUCAGAAGAUAUAGCAAAAGAUUUUAUUAAAUUUUAUUGUAAAUAUUUUAAAUUUAAAAAUCCUGAAUUUAGCUGUAAAGGUAUAGGACCCGGCCAUAGCAUGAAGUGGGAGGCUUCACUAAUAGUUGAUGAUCAUAUUAUUGGUACCGGUAAAAGAUCAAACAAACGUGAUGCUCAAACUUCUGCUUAUUUAGAUGCUGCUAUUGCUUUACGUAAGGAUUCUCCUGAUCUUUGGGAAAAAUUUGAAAAUGAUAGAUCAAAAACAAAAGAUGCUUCUACCCCAAAACCUGCUCCAUACAUAAGUGUUCAAAUGAGCAACCAAACAUACAAAACAUUAAACAAUUUAGUUUCGGAAUUGCAACAAGCUAAGAUGUUUCAAAGAAAAGAUAAGGAUAUCAUCGCAAAUAAAGGAGAAAAGGUGGAAAAGAAUAAUUUGGAUCAAACAGAUAACAAGAAAGGAAGUAUUAAUCAAGAACAAUUAAAUAGUAUCCUUGACACAGAAUCUGAACGUCUUUUUAAAGUUUAUCAAGAUUAUCUUAAAUCUACCAAUACUGAAAAACUUCGUUCUAAUCGUUCUCGGCUUCCAAUCAGUGAUUAUACUAAUCCUAUAUUGGAUGCAAUUGAAAGUAAUCCUGUAACUGUAGUUGUUGGUUCAACUGGCUGUGGAAAGACAACACAAUUACCUCAAUUGAUAUUUGAAAAAGAAAUUAUUAAACAUCAAGGAGCUCGAUGUAAUAUUAUCGUCACUCAACCAAGAAGAAUUGCUGCUAUUUCGGUAGCGCAAAGAGUUGCCUACGAACGUUCCGAAAGACUUGGGCUUUCUGUUGGAUAUCAAGUUCGUUUUGAAAGCGUCAUGCCAGCUUCGGCUGGAAGUAUUUUAUAUUGUACUACGGGUGUAUUUCUACGAAGAAUGCAUGAAGAAAAGAAUGGAAAAGAUGUACUAGAAGGAGUUACUCAUAUUGUUGUUGAUGAAGUUCAUGAAAGAGAUAUGAAUGCUGAUUUUCUUUUAGUUAUUUUAAAAAGGAUUCUUCACGAAAGACGUCGUAAUAAACUUCCUCCAAUAAAAUUAAUCUUAAUGAGUGCUACAAUUGACACGGGGAUUUUUGCUGAAUACUUUGGUGAUUUCUUCUCUAAUGGAAGAUGCCCUGUUGUUCGAGUUCCGGGAAAAACUUAUCCUGUUCAGCAAUAUUUUAUAGAUGAUUUUGUAUUGAAGCUUCGAGAUUUUUAUAAACCUCCUCAAUUAGACUAUGAUGAAACGUCGAAAUAUGUUGAUCGUGAAAAGAAAUUUCAACCAAGAAAACUUCCACCUACAAAAUUUGUUUCAUCAAAGGGCACAGUACAAGGGAAAAAAUAUCUUACAAUGGAUAUAGAUAGUGAUGAAAUUGAUAGCCAUAGCAGUGAAAUCGAUGAUAAUGAUACUUCAUCAAUUGGAGGAUUUAUUGAACGAAAGCAUAGUGAUGAACAAAUCGAUGCAGAAAUUCCGUAUCAUUUAAUUUCUUUAGUAAUCGCUCAUAUUGUUCAUACAACAGAAGAAGGCGCAAUACUUGUUUUCUUACCCGGUUGGGAAGAAAUUAUGGCUCUUAAUCGAUUAUUAACAACUUCUCCUUAUCCACUUGGUAUUGAUUUUUCCGAUCAAUCACGUUUUCGUAUUCACAUGUUACAUUCUUCACUUCCAUCUUUAUCACAACAAGAAGUUUUUGAACCUUUACCAAAUCCCAAGAUGAGAAAAAUUAUUCUUGCUACUAAUAUAGCAGAAACUUCUAUAACAAUUCAAGACGUUGUGCAUGUAAUUGAUUCUGGCAAGGUUAAAGAAAAAAGAUAUGAUCCAUCUAAGCGAAUGACAAAUCUAGUUACUACUUGGAUAAGUCAAUCAAAUUCACGUCAGCGUUCUGGUAGAGCAGGUCGUGUGCGCGAAGGAGAAUAUUAUGUAAUGAUGUCACGUGCUAGAUAUCAAAAUCUUGAAGGUUAUUCCACACCGGAAAUGUUGAGAUCUGAUUUACAAGAAAUUUGUCUUCACAUUAAGGCACUUGAUCUUCCAGCUUCAAUUGGUGAUGUUCUUGCACAAGCUAUUCAACCACCAGAUCAUGCAAGUGUUUCAGCAGCUUUAGAAAAUUUAAAAUCAUUGCAAGCGUUAGAUUCUGCGGAAGAAUUGACUCCACUAGGAAAAGUUUUAGCUACACUUCCCAUGGAACCAGGUUUGGGUAAAAUGGUACUUUUGGGAGCAAUAUUUCAAUGUUUGGAUCCGAUCUUAACAAUCGCAGCUUGUAUAUCAUCAAAAAGUCCGUUCUUAUCACCUCCACAAGCAAAAGAUCGAGCUGAUGAAAUUAAAGUACAUUGGGCUCAAGGUUUAUCAAGUGAUCAUUUUGCUAUAUUAAAUGCUUAUAAAGCUUGGUAUGAACUUCAAUCAUCAGGAAAUUAUCACGAAGCUAAUAAGUUUUGCACUGAUAAUUUCUUAAAUAGAACUGGUUUACAAACAAUCGAACAAGUUAAAAUUCAAUUAUUAAAUCUUUUGGAACGUGCAGGAGUUGUACCAAAACAUUAUCCGCAAAGAGAUUAUGGUGAACCAAGAGGUCUUGCGUUGGGACCACCUGAAUAUAAUCUGAAUUCAAACUGCCUUCCUUUACUUCGGUCAUUAAUUUGUGCAGGAGUAUAUCCAAAUAUUUCUUUGAAGACAUCAAAGAAAACUUACCAAACUCGACACGAGAGCAUCACAUUUAUUCAUCCGGCAUCAGUGAAUUAUAAAGGAAGAGCAGCGAAAUUAGCGAGAAAUUACCGUGUUGGUAAUGGAAUAAUAGGAAGCGAAUCAGACGAAAGUUUAUUUGCACCUAUAGGAACUCUUUAUGCAUAUUCAACAAAGAUCAAGAAAAGUGGGAAACAAAUUUAUCUUCGUAGCACAACAAGGAUUGAUCCAUUAUCAGUUAUUUUAUUUGGAGGUGAAACUAAACAAAAUGAUAGCCUUUUACUUACAAUUGAUGAAUGGUUAACAUUUUGUGGUAAUGGUAAAAUAAUUGAAUCGAUGAAUAAAUUGAAACUUUUGUUGGAAAAUUGUUUAGCUCAAGUUUAUGAACGAUUGGAUACUAACGUUAAUAAUAGCAACAAUUCGGCUUUUGUUCAAAAUAAUAAACUUAAUUUAGCAGGGAAAUUGGAUGAGGAUGACGAAAAAGACAAAGCUAAACUUGUUAGAGGAAUCGUUGAAAUUUUGGAUAAAUUAGAACACGAUUCAGUGGACAAAACACGUUACUAAUAUCAUUAUUUUUUAUGAUCUCUACAAUAAUAUAUUCAUUUAGUUAUAUACAAUGUUAUAUAACUUGUCUAAUCAUCAUCUAUACAUCUAUAGAUUCAUCAUAUAAAAAAUCAUUCUACCUUUUCAUCUUUCUUGUACUAUACUUAGACUUCGUACUCAUCUUCAUUAUUUAUUUAAAUUUAUCAUCUUACAUUUUA
Molecule: messenger RNA, 4046 nt
Organism: Rhizophagus irregularis DAOM 181602=DAOM 197198
Lineage: Eukaryota; Fungi; Glomeromycota; Glomeromycetes; Glomerales; Glomeraceae
Cellular component (GO): intracellular anatomical structure
Molecular function (GO): helicase activity; ATP binding; RNA binding
Source: RefSeq, a predicted model, not a curated record